UCCAUUCAACGGCCACCCCGGAGUCCUUCCUCUAUAUCAACUAUCAGGGUAACCUUGACAAUUGCACCAGACAAGACCGUUCUUUACUUCCAUACUGUAUAUACACUAUACUGAUAUUCUUUAAAAUGCCCCUCCCCAAAGAAUCCUAUCUAAGUAACACGUGGAAGGAUGGCCUGUUCACCAACAAGGUUGUCUUCUGCACAGGAGGCGCAGGAACCAUUUGCAGUGCGCAGGUUCGUGCUCUGGUUCAUCUAGGUGCCGACGCUUGCAUUAUCGGUAGAAAUGUCGAAAAGACCGAGAAAGCAGCCCAGGACAUUGCAACCGCUCGUCCUGGUGCCAAGGUCAUUGGCAUUGGUGCAGUGGAUGUACGAAAAUUGGAGAGUCUCCAAGCUGCGGCGGACCGCUGUGUCAAGGAGCUGGGUGGCAUAGACUAUGUCAUUGCUGGAGCAGCCGGGAACUUUCUAGCCUCGAUCAACCAGCUGUCAGCGAAUGCUUUCAAAUCGGUCAUUGACAUCGACGUUUUGGGAUCCUACAACACGCUCAAAGCUACUAUUCCAUACCUUGUUGAGUCGGCCAAGAAGCACAGAGUGGACUCCGAAACUCUCAAACCCUCUGCAGCAGGCACUGGAGGGCGCAUCAUCUUUGUUAGUGCCACUCUCCACUAUCGGACGGCACCUUUCCAGACGCACGUCUCAGUCGCCAAGGCAGGCGUCGAUGCGCUGUCUCACAGUGUGGCUAUUGAGUUUGGCCCUCUGGGCGUCACUUCCAAUAUCAUUGCACCCGGACCCAUUGCUUCGACAGAGGGCCUCGAUCGCCUCCUUCCCAGUGAUACGAAGGACGCUUACAUCAAGUCGCAGCCGCUAGGCCGAGUCGGCUCUGUACGCGAUAUUUCGGAUGCCACCGUUUAUCUUUUUGCGGACACUGGCAGCUACGUCAGUGGCCAAACUUUAGUGGUGGAUGGUGCAUCCUGGCGGAUGUCGGCCACUGGGGCAACCUUCGGGAAACUUGCGUAUCCCGAUUUCCUUCUUUCUGGCGACGCCGUCCCCAACGUCAAAGGCCAGAAGAAGUCUAAGCUGUAGAGGCGCGUUUUCAUGUUUCUGUACAGGGUAGAAGAUGUCUUGGGUAUUUAUAUCUCAUAGAGGGUACUUUUUGUUCUCCGAGUUAGCUCAUACUACGCUUAGAUAAAGAAGCCUUUAUGAGAGGGACAAAGGCACAGUUCAAUUCUCGGUGUGCUCUGACUCUUUUAGUACUUAGGUUCUAUGUCUCAUAAGGAUAAAUAACAAAGACUAUAUACGAAUUCAGGAC
This is a messenger RNA of Aspergillus welwitschiae, 1305 nucleotides long. Its product is annotated as SDR family oxidoreductase. Lineage: Eukaryota; Fungi; Ascomycota; Eurotiomycetes; Eurotiales; Aspergillaceae. Gene Ontology annotation, biological process: fatty acid catabolic process. Bases 126 to 1079 code for a protein of 317 amino acids. The record is from RefSeq and is a predicted model, not a curated record. Gene Ontology annotation, molecular function: 2,4-dienoyl-CoA reductase (NADPH) activity. The transcript has 6 exons.